Messenger RNA from Effrenium voratum, 699 nucleotides. The record is from the annotation of a GenBank genome assembly. Lineage: Eukaryota; Dinophyceae; Suessiales; Symbiodiniaceae.
AUGGACCAAGGACCUCGGCGAGGAGCAUUGUCAUGGGAUGACUACUUCAUGGGUUUGGCCUUCCUCACAGCCAUGCGAUCCAAAGAUCCGUCCACGCAGGUGGGUGCCUGCAUCGUGAACGACCGAAAUCGCAUCAUUGGAGUAGGCUACAAUGGCAUGCCCACCAACUGCCCGAAUGAAGAGCUUCCCUGGAGCAAGACGUCCUCUUCAGGCGAGCUGGCGACCAAGUACCCCUACGUCGUCCACGCAGAACUCAAUGCCGUGCUCAACAAAAACGCCGAGAGCUGUGCCGGGUGCAGGCUCUACAGCACCCUUUUUCCUUGCAAUGAGUGUGCCAAAGUCAUCAUCCAGGCUGGCAUUCGCCAGGUGAUCUAUGCGUCAGACAAGCACGCGGUGAGGGCCUCGGCCCAAGCCUCGCGGCGCCUCUUUGAGCUCGCGGGCGUGGAGAUGCGGCACUACGAGCCAGAGAAGGAGUCUUUGCAGUUGCCACUGAGGUACCAGCCGAGAGAGGGGACUUGUGUAUCUUGCGGAGGCCCGGGCCUCCGCGUGGGUCAAGUCCACGGCCAUGGCCACGGGGGCCAUGAGGGCCACAGCCGCGCGAGCGGACUUGGCCAGUGGGCCCAGUGGGCCCAGUGGGCCCCAUGGAUGCUGGCUGCGGGGUUCGCCCUAGGAGCCGGGAAGAGGUUCCGUUUGCGCUGA